Molecule: messenger RNA, 869 nt
Organism: Salpingoeca rosetta
Lineage: Eukaryota; Choanoflagellata; Craspedida; Salpingoecidae
Exons: 6
Coding region: 51-869 (272 amino acids)
Cellular component (GO): Golgi apparatus
Molecular function (GO): antiporter activity
Source: RefSeq, a predicted model, not a curated record
UUUCCCCAAUAAAAAGCAAAACUGCAACAACACAGCAACAAACAACGAAGAUGACGAAGAGGAAGUCGGCCAGUGGCCCUGCGGCAGCAGCUGCUGUUGCAGGAAAUGUUGGUGGCCUGGCAGUGUCGCUUGCCAUCGUGGUGGUGUGGUAUGCAGCCUCCUUCUUCACAGACGCCUUCAACAAGCAGAUCCAGCAGGCAAAGCGACUGCCAGUGACCGUCACGUUUGUCCAGUUCCUGAGUGGCGGGCUGUGGUCCAGUGUCAUUCUGCGUGGCGCAAAGCUCCGGCCCUUCAUCCCACUCCGCAAAGAUCAGGCAAAGCCACUGUUGCCGAUUGCGCUGUGCUGGUACAUUGGGUUCCUGACAACCAACCUCAGUCUGGGGCGGACAGCGGUGUCGUUCACUCACGCCAUCAAAGCAACUGAGCCCGUGUUUCUCGUCGUCAUCGCCACCUUCUUCUUCCAUCAGACCUUUUCCAACCAGGUGUGGGUGUCCCUGAUCCCCAUCUGCCUUGGGAUUGUGCUCGUUGCGUUGACUGAGCUUGACUUCUCCACCCUCGGUCUCGUCUCCGCCGUCACCGCAAACUGCUGCUUUGUCCUGCGCUCCAUCUUUGCAAAGCGCAUCCUACAAUCAAAGCUUGUUGACAACUUCAACUUGUUCUACUACAUCUCGUGGGCCGCUGCCAUCCUCACAGCGCCGCUAGUUGUGUUCAUGGAGGGCGCACAGCUGGUGGAGGGUGUGCGGACAGGGGAGCUUGUGCCCUUGCUCGGCCUCAUCGUCAUGAACGGAACGCUUCAUUACGUCUACAACCAGGCAUCCAUGCUGCUUCUAGCACGUGUUCCCGCCCUCACCCACUCCAUUGGUCGGUAG